AUGGCAACGGCCGACCUUGACCAGUCAAUGCUCUAUCCCAAGAUCACAACACAUAUCCCAGAUAUCGUCGAGCAUCUGCACCGCUUGAACCGCGACCCUAGUUAUCCCAAUGUAAGCGUGGCCCUGGAGCCUGUACCCUUUAUCGGUACAGUCAAGCUCCAUGGUACGCAUGCAGAUAUACUCGUAUAUCCUGAUGAUCGCAUCGUCUUCCAGUCGCGAAACAUCCCCGGUCUAUCUGUUGCAAAAGAUAACCAAGGUUUUGCAGCGACAAUGUUGAGCAAAACCGAUGCCAUACUUCAAUUGCGAAACUUGUACUUGGCACGAUGGAGAGAACUCAAUCCUAACGCAACGAUUGAAGAAAGUUUGCCCGUGCUCAUAGCCGGCGAGUGGAUAGGCGAGAAGAUACAAAAAGACGUCGCCAUCGCCCAACUAUCCCGCCGAUUCGUCGUAGUGUCAGUUAACAUCAAUGGCCGAUGGCAGCAAGACCAGGAUUACCCUGAUAUCAAUUUGUCGGACCAUGAUAUCUACAACUCGUCAAGAUGUGGACAGUUUCACACAACACUCUACCCAGAAGACAUUGAGCGCACAGUAUCCGAAGUGGAACGCAUGACCGAAGAAGUCGCUGCGCACUGUCCGUUUGCAGCAACUUUCGAUAUAUCUGGUCCGGGCGAAGGCAUUGUCUGGAAACCUGUUCCGCCUCAUUAUAAUGCCACCCCCGCUUUAUGGUUCAAGAGCAAAGGCGGAAAAUUCAAACCCACAUUCUUCCGCCUUCCAAAACAAACCGACACUACGGACACAGUCAAAGAGAGGCGCAAAGUAGCCGCAGAUUCGGCAGUCGCGUGGUGCUCGCAACAGCGAUUAGAACAAGGCUGGGAUGUGCUGCGAGAGAAGGGUGUGGAACGAAAUGUAAGAGCACUGGGAGACUUUUUGAAGUGGAUACAACUGGAUAUACUGGAAGAAGAGAAGACGUACAUCAAAAGCUUUGGUGUUGAUGAGGCAAGCUUGAAGAUUGAAAUUGCCAAGAUUGCGAAACCAUGGUAUAGGGCGAAGCUGAGGCAACAAGACGAGUUGUGA
This is a messenger RNA of Alternaria burnsii, 1074 nucleotides long. RefSeq lists its product as uncharacterized. The transcript has a single exon. Lineage: Eukaryota; Fungi; Ascomycota; Dothideomycetes; Pleosporales; Pleosporaceae. The record is from RefSeq and is a predicted model, not a curated record. The coding region runs from base 1 to 1074 and encodes 357 amino acids.